AUGUCAUCCAUCCAAUCUUAUGGUAGCAAAAACGAUGUGUCGCACGAUUCAGAGAACAUUGGCCGUGUAGAGGCCACUGGCGCUGGCGACGAGCUUAUUAGACUCGGGGAUAAGACGUACUAUAAGCAUGAACUCAUGCUGGCAUUCGGUGGUACUUUGAAUGUAGAAAGGUACGCUCCUUAUCCAAAACACCAAUUUGCCAAUGCUGCAGCCCUUGGACUUGCUGCCUUUGCCUUGACAACUUUUACUUUGGGAUUGUACUAUGCUGGAGCCAUGGGAGUCAAGAUUCCUAAUGUUGUUGUAUCACUCACAUUUUUCUAUGGUGGUAUUGUUCAAUUUUUGGCGGGAGUUUGGGAAUUGGCCAUUGGAAAUACCUUUGCAGGCACGGCAUUUGCAAGUUACGGGCCAUUUUGGUUUGGAUUUGGUUCCAUUUUUAUUGAAAGUUUCGGAAUUUCUGAGGCUUAUAAGGACGAACCGGAGCAACUUGCGAAUGCAAUUGGCUUUAUGCUUGUGGGAUGGUCCAUCUUUACAUUCUUGAUGGUCUUGUGUACUCUCAAGUCCACAGUGAUGCUUUUGGCUUUGUUUGUUACCUUGGAUCUCACAUUCAUCAUUUUGGCUGCGGCGAACUUCACUGGUAAAGCAUCGUGCCAAACCGCUGGCGGUGUCAUGGCAGUAAUCUCGGCGUGCUGUGGGUUCUAUAACGCAUUUGCGGGUGUAGCAACACCUCAAAACUCGUACAUCAGGGCCAACCCAAUCGCACUUCCUGGUUAG
Messenger RNA from Meyerozyma guilliermondii ATCC 6260, 771 nucleotides. Its product is annotated as acetate uptake transporter family protein. Bases 1 to 771 code for a protein of 256 amino acids. The transcript has a single exon. Lineage: Eukaryota; Fungi; Ascomycota; Pichiomycetes; Serinales; Debaryomycetaceae. Gene Ontology annotation, molecular function: acetate transmembrane transporter activity. The record is from RefSeq and is a predicted model, not a curated record. Gene Ontology annotation, cellular component: plasma membrane.